AUGGCCCGACUCGUUCUAACCUGGUGGAUACCUCUGUUAAUUCUGCAAUCGUUUCUCCUUGCGAUCGCUUUCGGAUCCAACGAAGUCGAAGAAGAGUUCAACGAAGCUUUACUGUUGAAGCCGUUACCUGAUCGGAAAGUCUUAGCUCAUUUCCAUUUCGAGAAUCGAGCUCCUCCGUCGAACUCUCAUGGCCGUCAUCACCAUCUCUUCCCCAAAGCAAUUUCUCAGCUGGUUAAGAAGUUUAGAGUCAAGGAGAUGGAGCUAUCUUUCACUCAGGGGCGUUGGAACCAUGAACACUGGGGAGGGUUUGACCCGCUUUCAAGUAUGAACGCGAAGCCUGUUGGUGUCGAGCUUUGGGCUGUGUUUGAUGUUCCUCACUCUGAAGUUGAUACUUCUUGGAAGAACUUAACUCACGCACUCUCAGGGCUUUUCUGUGCUUCCAUCAACUUUCUUGAAUCUUCGACUUCGUAUGCUUCUCCUACAUGGGGGUUUGGGAGAAGCUCGGACAAGCUGAGGUAUGGUUCGCUGCCGCGUGAAGCUGUUUGUACUGAGAAUUUGACCCCGUGGCUUAAGCUGCUUCCUUGUAGAGACAAGGAUGGGAUCUCUGCGUUGAUGGAUAGGCCGUCUGUUUAUAGAGGGUUUUAUCAUUCUCAGAGAUUGCAUUUGUCUAUGGUUGACUCUGGUGAAGAGGGAUUGGGUUCUGGGAUGGUGCUUGAGCAGAGUCUUACUGUUGUUCUUCAGCCUGAUACUGUUUCUGUUGAGAAACAUCUACAGCCAAGUUGGUCCCUUAGUUCACUCUUUGGGAGAAAAGUUGUGGGAAAAUGUGUUCUUGCAAAGUCAAGUAAUGUGUAUCUUCAAAUGGAGGGUCUAAAGAAUGCGGAUCCAGAAAAAACGCACACACUCUGGAAGAGCGCAGAGUUUGAAUUGUCCAUAGAACCAGACAGGACUCUUCGAGAACUCAGCAGCUUUCUUUAUAUCUUCAAUAUUGACAAAUCCAGUGACAGUGAGCCAUUUGAUCUUGGGUUUACUUGGAAACUUCCGUCAAAGUGGUUAUGCAAACAAGCUCCAUUACACGCAAGUCGGUUCUUGAUGGGAAGUGGAAACGAAAGGGGUGCAAUAGCCAUCUUGUUAAAAGCCACAGAAUCACCGGAGAGAGAUAUCACUAAUGGCUGUACAAUAAAAGCUAAUGUUUUCCAGAUUUUCCCCUGGUAUGUUAAGGUUUAUUAUCACACUCUACAAAUCUUUGUGGACCAACAACAGAAUACAAGCAGUGAGGUCUUCAAGAAGAUCAAUGUCUCACCAUCUACGGAUAAGAUGUCAUCUGGCAUGAUGGAGAUGAUGCUGGAACUACCAUGUGAAGUGAAAUCUGCAGCCAUAUCCAUAGAGUAUGAUAAGGGUUUUCUACAUAUAGAUGAAUAUCCUCCUGAUGCUAACCAAGGAUUCGACAUUCCAUCGGCUUUGAUAAGCUUUCCUGAUCAUCAUGCAAGUUUAGAUUUCAAAGAAGAACUCAGCACAUUGCCCUUGUUAUCAAAAUUUAAGGACAAGUCUUUAGUGCGCUCUUACACAGAAGUAUUACUCGUACCUUUGACAACCCCUGAUUUUAGCAUGCCUUACAACGUCAUCACGAUCACGUGCACUGUUUUCGCAUUGUACUUUGGAUCAUUGCUCAAUACUCUCCGUAGACGAAUAGGUGAAGAAGAAAGGUUUCUCAAAAGCAAAGCAGGAAAGAAAACAGGUGGGCUUAAGCAAUUGUUAUCAAGAAUCACAGCGAAGAUCAGAGGGAGACCAGUUGAAUCAUCAUCAUCAUCAGAGUCACCUGAAGCAGCUCAAUCUUCAGUCUUGUCUAGGAAACUUCUUUUCAGAAUCAUGUUAGUUGCAGUAGCUGCUGCAGCUUGGCAGUAUUUUUCUACAGAUAAGUAG
This is a messenger RNA of Eruca vesicaria subsp. sativa (arugula), 1920 nucleotides long. The record is from the annotation of a GenBank genome assembly. Lineage: Eukaryota; Viridiplantae; Streptophyta; Magnoliopsida; Brassicales; Brassicaceae.